CUUUCAACUUUUUUUCCUCCUGAACCCUCGUCACAGAACCAUGAACCACCCCAUCCUCUCAUCUCCUACUUUCCUUUUUUUUCCCCGCCCCAUCCCCGUCUUUUAUUUGUCUGGCCCUCUCCUCCUCCUCCUCCUCCUUCAUUUGCAUCUCCCCUGCCUGAUUCACCUCAAUUCAUCUCUUGAUACCCACAGGUUUGAUUUGGUUACCCCUCUUCCCUCUAAUCUCAUUACCUUCCGUAGACAAUGGCCAACGCACAAGAACUCGCUUUUACACCAAUGCGUUAGGCCAACGACACUUGAGACGAGUUAUAUCCUGACGUUUUGUUUAUUUUGCGGUCUCUCUCUUUUUCAUUGCAUGUCUGGACGCGUCUCCACUGCCACCUUCAUACCGAUCCCACUCUCCUCCAUCACCCUUCCAUCACCCUCCUCCCAUGCAGCAGACCAGAUUUCUCAAUUUUUUUUAUCUACCCUACUUAGAGUAAAGUCUGUCAGCGACACUUUUGUAAUUAGCUUGUUAUUGGGUUCAAUGUUGGAAUUUUAA
Molecule: messenger RNA, 541 nt
Organism: Laccaria bicolor S238N-H82
Lineage: Eukaryota; Fungi; Basidiomycota; Agaricomycetes; Agaricales; Hydnangiaceae
Exons: 1
Coding region: 41-541 (166 amino acids)
Source: RefSeq, a predicted model, not a curated record